AUGGCCAUCCACCUCAACAUCGCCGGGACCCAUGGCCGCAGCCAGGAGCAGCAGGCCGAAGUGCGCGAGGCCAAGCGCAUCCUGAAAGAGAGGAUCCGCUGCGAUUGGGAAUACGGUCCACUGCCGCAACAUCGCUCCAGCGGGAUCCGACCGCCCGUCGUCGACGACAGCCGGCCGACCACCACCACUGCCGCAUCGCUGGUGCAGGACGUUCGCGAACCGAUCGCCGGCUUCCGGUUCCAUUCCACCACCACCAGCGUCGGCGGCGGCGGCGGCGAUGGCGAACCGUCAUCACCGCAUCCUCCCGGGGGAGUCCUCGGGCUGACCUUCGACCCGACGGAGUGGCGCGAUCGGGAAUACUCCUCCAUGUCGGAGAGCAGCGAUGAGGAGGAGGAAGUCACCGCCGAAACCGUCAUCCUGGAAUCCUUCCGCCUGUCGCAGAGGAUGGAACUGGGGCGCCCAUCCGGCGGCAAGACCGCCGGUCCAAAAGGCAAACCCUUCCGCUUCGACGGGCCCGACAGCGUCGGCGCCGAGGUCGCCGCCCGGCGCCAGGCCACGAAGCGGAGACGCCAGACUCGCCUGGCCGAGGAGUCGGGGUGGAACGACGGUCUGGCCCAUUGGCUGCGCCGGCGGGACGAAUGGUGCGGCGCGCGCGACGCCGACGCCGUCCUCGCGCUGCAGAAGCGGAAAGCCGCCGCCGCGGACGCCGAUCCCGAUCGCCCGGCCACCAGCACCUCCACCUCCCUCGCCGACGCAGAGUCGGAGGGCUCGACGCCGCGCACGUCCGUCUCGUCGUCGCCGAACACCCCCGGCUCCCCCUCGGCGACGACGCCCGAACCCAGCCUCUCCGACGUCCCGCCCGCGACCGUGGCGCCGAAAGGCAGCAGCACCACCGCGACGACGACGACGACGGUCACGCCGACCGUUUCGAGAGGAACAUCCGUCCCCGAGAACGCAGCAGUCCCCGCGAUCCCCACGUCAUCACAACCUCCGCCGCCACCGAACCCACAACCGUCCUCCUCCUCCUCCUCAUCGCCGCCACCUCCCACCCCCAUAUCCUCCCACCCCUCCUCCCUCCUCCUCCCGCUCGCGCCCCCGCUCCUCCCGGCCAGCCACCCGAUCCGCGCGCGCAUCACGCCGCAGAGCUACCCGGAGAUCUACAGCAAGAUCAUCCUGCAGGCGCGCACGCCCAGCGUGCCCAUCAACCUGCGCACGCUGCUGGCCGCGCUAGUCGCCGGCUGGAAGGCCGACGACGAGUGGCCGCCGAAGCCCUCCGCGGGGCUCGCCGCGGAGAAGUCCCUCGGCCGGAAGAAAACGGCGGCGGCGGCGGUCUCGAACGCCAGGCCCCCGGCCAGCAGGAGGAGGGAUCCCGCCGCCCCCGCCGACAGGGAGCCCGAGGGUUUGAGGCACGGCGUCAAGGCCGCGGUCGGCAGGGUCCUGAGGCUGGGCGGCGCCCUGUCCUCGUCGCACUCGAGUUCCGGCGGCGGCGUCGGGGGCGAUGCGGCGGCGAAGAACACGUCGAGGCGGAAGGAGGAGGGGGGAUGA
Dissoconium aciculare CBS 342.82 is the source of this 1545-nucleotide messenger RNA. RefSeq lists its product as uncharacterized. The coding region runs from base 1 to 1545 and encodes 514 amino acids. NCBI's taxonomy places the organism in Eukaryota, Fungi, Ascomycota, Dothideomycetes, Mycosphaerellales, Dissoconiaceae. The transcript has a single exon. The record is from RefSeq and is a predicted model, not a curated record.